UUCUCCGUGCGAGGCCACUGUACCUGGCAUAGGGGAAAUAACAUCAUGCUCUUUGAUCCAUAGACCACGGCCCGAAGGAGAUUGGGAGUGGCAGCUCCUCAUCACCUUUCUUUACUCGGAAUCAUGCACUGCGAAAGGGUUCGGCACUCUCUUCCGAAUCUGUCAAAUCCCACUACUACACCUUCUUUCCUUCUAUUUUCCUGCCUGCAGUAGUGUCAAGCACGAUGUACUCCGUGAAUAAGGAGACGGAUCCAUCUAUGUUGGGGGUCACCUAGACCGCAUAUCAGACACAUGCCGUACUAGCUAAUGCUCCUACUAGCAGAUCACUCGCACUCACCACACCCAUCCAACCAUCGUUACGCAAGCAUAUGCGCUAUUCGGGCGUAUUCGACGCGAGCCCUUGCUUGAUCUCCCAAUCCAAGUCAAAAGAGGGUACAUUGAUUAGCUAUGCGUGAAUGGGAUCGACUUUGACACAGAGCGGGCGUCUAAAAAUGGAGACUGUACGAGGUGAGAUACGUGCCUCUCUUUUUUUUUAUUUCACGUCUAUAUUACUCAUACGGAUAGUACAAGCCCAAGCAAGAUUGGUUGUACUGUACCCAUCACCGCCCGGAGUGGAAAUGGAUGCUCUCUUUUUUUCCCUUCUCGUUCACACGCCCCCCCUUAGACGCCCCUCUUCUCUCCUGUUCCCCUCUUUGUUCAAAACUCCACUUUCUCUCUCACUCUCUUUCUCUCACAUACCGUUCAAUCAUGUAUGUAUGUAUGUAUGCAUGCAUGUACUUAACAGAAUUUCCCAGCUGUUUGCCUUGCUCUUCAUUCUCUCAGCUACAGGGAAGGGAAGCGCCAAGAAGCGAAAGCUGCCUUGGCGGCGGUCAUGGUUUCCAGUGAGGCUGAAGCUGAAGCUGAAAAUGGAACACGAUCAGCUAAUCAAAACUACCAGGUUAAUUCGUACACGAACAUUUGACCAGCCUUUCUCCAUCUAGCUCACAACAAGCCCUUCAACCCCAGCAUCCCAUCAUCUGGGC
Trichoderma harzianum CBS 226.95 is the source of this 1022-nucleotide messenger RNA. RefSeq lists its product as hypothetical. Bases 456 to 980 code for a protein of 174 amino acids. The record is from RefSeq and is a predicted model, not a curated record. The transcript has a single exon. Lineage: Eukaryota; Fungi; Ascomycota; Sordariomycetes; Hypocreales; Hypocreaceae.